Messenger RNA from Trichomycterus rosablanca, 1636 nucleotides. RefSeq names its product RNA-binding protein EWS-like. Lineage: Eukaryota; Metazoa; Chordata; Actinopteri; Siluriformes; Trichomycteridae. Gene Ontology annotation, biological process: regulation of DNA-templated transcription. The record is from RefSeq and is a predicted model, not a curated record. Gene Ontology annotation, cellular component: nucleus. Gene Ontology annotation, molecular function: RNA binding; transcription coregulator activity. The transcript is spliced from 8 exons. The coding region runs from base 960 to 1481 and encodes 173 amino acids.
UAACCUGGAACUUCUGGCACUCAAGUUUCGUCCUUUCUACCUUCCUCGGGAAAUUACUUUGGUCAUUGUCAGCACCGUUUAUAUUCCACCUCGGGCGAACACGGACACUGCACUGUGUGAACUUCAUGACACACUCACACAGUUUCAGACUCAUCACCAGGAUGCUGCGCUUAUUGUGGUUGGUGAUUUUAACAGCGCUAACCUCAAACGUGCAGUACCGAACUUUUAUCAGCACAUCACCUGUCCCACCAGAGGAGAAAGGACACUGGAUCAUUGUUACACUCCAUUCAAAGACAGUUACAAGGCACAAUCUCAUCCACCGUUUGGAAAGUCGGACCACGCCGCCAUCUUCCUCAUGCCUAAAUAUAAACAGGCUGAAAGGCUGAAACAGGAGGUUCCGGUUCAGAGGGAGGUCACACGCGCUGGACGGACCAAUCGGUGGCUGCCUUGCAGGACGCUCUGGAUGACGCAGACUGGGAUAUGUUCCGAGAGAGCUCCGCUGAUGACGUCAGCGUGUUUACGGAAGCGGUUGUGGGAUUGGUUGGGAAACUGGUGGACGAUACGGUGGAGAAAACCGUAGUGAAAACUUUUCCCAACCAGAAGCCGUGGAUGAAUAACACCAUCCGCGACGCUCUGAACUCUCGCACCGCUGCCUACAGCGCGGGGCUCAUCAGCGGUAACAUGGAGGAAUAUAAAGCUGCGUCUUACAGAGUACGCCGAGCGGUGAAGGAGGCGAAGCGGGGCUACAGGGAGAAAAUAGAGACACAGUUCCAGCAGAGUGACUCUAGAACCCUGUGGCGGGGACUACGGACCAUCACGGACUACAGAAGCCCACCCUCCAGACUGGACCCCCAGAGCAGGACAGGUCUGAAAACCGCACCAUUUACAUCAGUGGGCUCACGGAGAAGGUUACGCUGGGGGGUUUGGCAGAGUUCUUCAAAGAUGUCGGCAAAAUCAGGAUGAACCGUCGCUUAGGCCAGCCAGCAAUCAACAUCUACACUGAUCGAGAUUCUGGUAAACCCAGGGGAGAUGCCAUUCUGUCCUAUGAGGAGCCUCGGUUUGCUCGAGCUGCAGUGGAACUGUAUAGUGGUGAGGAGUUCCAGGGGUGGAAGCUGAACAUGUCCAUGGCUAAGAGGAAGAACCCACAAGGUUUCAUGGGUCGAGGUGGUGAGAGAGGAGGAUCUUCUCGCAUGCCUUAUAGAGGUCCACCAAAGAGAGUCGGAGACUGGGACUGUGAAAACCCUGGCUGCUGUAACAUAAACUUUGCAUGGAGGACCAAUUGUAACAAGUGCAAAGCUCCCAGGCCAGAGGAGAUGAGCCCCCCUCCAGGCGGUAUGCAUGGAGGCUGGGGAGGUGAACCCGGAGGUUUCAGAGGAGGUAGCCAAGACGGCCCGUCCAUGGAACAGGGAACAAGACGAGGAAUGAGACCAGGAAAGAUGGACAUGAGGGAUCGUCAUGAGCGCAGAGAAAGGCCCUACUAAAGCUUUAAAAAAAAAUUUUAUAUAAAUUUUUUAACUUUUUUAAAAAUAACAUUUCCUUUUGAUAUGCAGGUUUUCUUUGUCAUUGUCUUGUGUUAAACUCAUCGGCAGGUUUGAUUGUCGCCACUUAAUCUAGUUAGCAGGAUUACAUAUUUUAU